Molecule: messenger RNA, 1562 nt
Organism: Westerdykella ornata
Lineage: Eukaryota; Fungi; Ascomycota; Dothideomycetes; Pleosporales; Sporormiaceae
Exons: 4
Coding region: 118-1263 (381 amino acids)
Biological process (GO): ergosterol biosynthetic process
Cellular component (GO): endoplasmic reticulum
Molecular function (GO): sterol 24-C-methyltransferase activity
Source: RefSeq, a predicted model, not a curated record
ACUACUCCGAAAUUUAUAUUUACUUCACGGAUUUCUCUUCAUUCUUUUCUCUUCCCUACCGUACAGUCUCUCCAAUUCCUCUGUCCUCCCGCGCUUCUGCUUUUUCCAACAAUCAUCAUGUCGCCAAUUGCGCUUGAAAAGGAGGACCAUGUCCGCGAUGCCGAAUUCAAUAAGGUCAUGCAUGGCAAGUCUGCACAGUCAAAGGGUGGCAUGACCGCCUUGUUGCAGAAGGACAGGGCUGCGCAGCAGGCCGCUGUGGAUGAGUACUUCAAGCAUUGGGACAAUAAGGCGGCGGCCGAUGAGACUGAGGAGACCCGCAAGGCUCGACGAGACGAAUAUGCUACUCUCACAAGGCAUUACUACAAUCUCGCCACCGAUCUGUACGAAUACGGCUGGGGCCAGAGCUUCCAUUUCUGUCGUUUCGCCUACAACGAGCCGUUCCGCCAGGCCAUUGCCCGUCACGAGCACUACCUCGCCCAUAUGAUGAACAUCAGGGAGGGCAUGCGUGUUCUGGAUGUCGGAUGCGGUGUCGGAGGCCCUGCACGGGAGAUUGUCAAGUUCACUGGCGCCAAUGUCAUUGGCCUUAACAACAACGACUAUCAGAUUCAGCGGGCGACACACUACGCGGAGAAAGAGGGGCUGUCACAUAAGCUCAAAUUCACGAAGGGCGAUUUCAUGCAAAUGUCCUUCCCUGACAACUCCUUCGAUGCAGUUUACGCCAUUGAAGCCACUGUCCAUGCCCCGUCAUUGGAAGGCAUCUACAGUGAGAUUUUCCGUGUCCUCAAGCCCGGCGGCGUGUUUGGCGUCUACGAAUGGCUCAUGACGGACAAGUAUGAUAACGACAACCCCCAUCACAGAGAGAUUCGUUUGGGUAUUGAGAUCGGCGAUGGUAUCUCCAACAUGGAGAAGGUGGAUGUCGCAUUGAAGGCCAUGAAGGCGGCCGGCUUUGAGCUCGAGCACCACGAAGAUCUGGCGGAUCGCGAGGAGGAGGACUACUCUCCAUGGUACUGGCCGUUGUCCGGACAGCUCAAGUACAUCACGACUCUUGGAGAUAUUCCCACGAUUCUGCGCAUGACGAAGAUUGGGCGCAGUACCGUUCACAAAUUCGUCGGUGCGCUUGAAUGGAUCGGCCUGGCCCCCCAGGGGACUCAGAAGACGGCCGACAGUCUCGCACUGGCUGCUGAUUGCCUUGUCGCAGGUGGCAAAGAGAAGCUGUUCACGCCUAUGUACUUGAUGGUUGGAAGGAAACCAGAUACCGCAUAGGGUGGAUGAUUCUCUCUUGACCCUUAUGCCACUGCGCGCGCGAUAGAUUUCGAUUCGAUUUUCUCCCGUUCUUGUUCAGGUCCUUCUUCUGGCCUAAGACAUUUCUGCAUCUGGAUGGGUUCGCGAAUAUAAAGCUAUCUAAUAAUGUUAGGCUUGUCUCAAGCGGCAUGCCUACGGUAUGCUGCUAUAUGGUGGACGAAGAAUGAGAAAGUAAUACGGAUACUGGGGUAGACUGUAUAUGAGACUAAGCUCGCUUCCAUAGUAAUACGAGCGUUAUGCAACCCGAGACUGCUUGGGAC